AUGGCUCGAAGCUCGCGACUCAAACCCGACGAGAGAGUGAAGAAGUAUAUUGACUGGAACCAGCUCGAAGUUCGUGACUCGAAGAUCACUUCUACCGAAAUCAGGGAAGACGCAGGUGACGAAUUAGUUGUUGCUGAACAACAACUACUGGGCUGCAAACGGAUAGAAGAAUAUAAAGCAGAAAUCAAUAGACUUGAAGUAUCCGAGGCAGAAAUUAAAGCACUAGCUGUUAAUUAUGCAGCUCUAUUAAAAGAAAGAGGGACCAAACACCAAUCUCAUCAACAUUGCUUGGAAAAAGCUGAUAAAGCAAGGAGGCAAAGACUAUCAUCCAGUUCUGCUUCUGCCAAAUCAGAUUAUAUGUCGUCAUCACGACAUUUGUAUUAGUGUGUCCCAUGUAACUGCAUCCCCGCACUCGUUGUCGUUUACAUUGAGCAUUUGUCGAGCGUCAUGGUGACACCGCCAAGGUCCCCUCCGCAGUUAAAUGGUAAUAGGGAACCAUAACCUACGAAGACAAGACAAAGCACACAUCUUAGAUAGCUGACUUUAAGAAGUUUAGAUUAGCCUAGACCAACAGUUACUGUGGAUCCUGCAACUAGAAGAGCAUCAGGCCCAGAGAAGCAAAAGUUCCACAGUUUUUUAGGGGUCAUAGCUCGAGAAAAGAUCCCGAUUGUCCACAGCAAUUGGAAAAAUGUGCCGGAAACUCUUAAGGACAUGGUAUGGGGGGACAUUUUGGCUAAAUUUGAUAUCCUAGAAGCUGAAAAGGCAAAGAAAAAGGUAAUGUCCACGGUGGCCACUAGAUGGAGGCAAUUUAAGUCUUCAUUAACCACUAAAUUUGUCUAUGCUGAGACACAAGGCGGACAAAAAGAAAAUCCUUCAGUAAAAUAUGGUAUGGAUAAACAAACUUGGGAUGAAUUUGUUGCAAGUUGCAAGACCCCGGAUUGGCAGGAAAUUCAAAAAAAGGCACAGGACAUCCAAA
Glycine soja is the source of this 976-nucleotide messenger RNA. Its product is annotated as golgin candidate 4-like. Bases 1 to 384 code for a protein of 127 amino acids. The record is from RefSeq and is a predicted model, not a curated record. NCBI's taxonomy places the organism in Eukaryota, Viridiplantae, Streptophyta, Magnoliopsida, Fabales, Fabaceae. The transcript is spliced from 8 exons.